Messenger RNA from Pteropus alecto (black flying fox), 1215 nucleotides. It is a transcript of the gene AIMP2, whose product is annotated as aminoacyl tRNA synthetase complex interacting multifunctional protein 2. Bases 123 to 1085 code for a protein of 320 amino acids. The transcript is spliced from 4 exons. NCBI's taxonomy places the organism in Eukaryota, Metazoa, Chordata, Mammalia, Chiroptera, Pteropodidae. The record is from RefSeq and is a predicted model, not a curated record. Gene Ontology annotation, cellular component: aminoacyl-tRNA synthetase multienzyme complex.
CUGCGCUUUCCUGAACGCAGCUGUGGGACCAGAAAAGACGUGGCCGCCGUCCAUAGUGGCGUUUCACGGUUUCUGACUGUUCGUGUCCCUCACCCGCCAACUCCUCUCCUUUGGCUCCCACGAUGCCGAUGUACCAGGUAAAGCCCUAUCACGGGGGCGGCGCAUCUCUCCGUGUAGAGCUUCCCACCUGCAUGUACCGGCUCCCCAACGUGCACGGCGGGACCAGCUGCCCCGCGCCGAAUGCGGGCCACGUGCAGGGAGAGUCUUACCCAUCUCUUCAAACUCUUGAGUCCCGUCAAGAUGAUAUUUUAAAACGUCUGUAUGAAUUGAAAGCUGCAGUUGAUGGUCUCUCCAAGAUGAUUCAGACGCCAGAUGCAGACUUGGACGUAACCAACAUAAUCCAAGCCAGUGAGCCCUCUGCGUUAUCGACCAGUGCAUUAGACUUAAAUUCAGUGCUUGGAAAGGAUUACGGGGCGCUGAAAGACAUCGUGAUCAACGCGAACCCCGCCUCGCCUCCCCUGUCCCUCCUCGUGUUGCACCGGCUGCUCUGUGACCACUUCAAGGUCCUGUCCACUGUCCACACGCAUUCAGCAGUCAAGAACGUGCCAGAAAACCUUCUCAAGUGCUUUGGCGAGCAAACAAAAAAUCAGUCUCGUCAUGAGUAUCAGCUGGGUUUUACUCUAAUUUGGAAAAAUGUGCCAAAGACUCAGAUGAAGUUCAGUGUCCAGAGGAUGUGUCCCAUCGAAGGAGAAGGGAACAUUGCCCGGUUCUUGUUCUCUCUGUUUGGCCAGAAGCAUAACGCUGUCACUCUAACCCUCAUAGAUAGCUGGGUGGAUAUAGCCGUUUUUCAGUUGAGAGAGGGAGGCAGUAAAGAAACAGCCGCCGUGUUCCGCUCCAUGAACUCCGCUCUCGGGAAGAGCCCGUGGCUCGUCGGGAGCGAGCUCACCGUGGCCGACGUCGUGCUGUGGUCUGUGCUCCAGCAGACGGGGGGCUGCAGUGUGCCAGCGCCGGCCAACGUGCAGAAGUGGCUGAGGGCCUGUGAGAACCUGGCCCCCUUCAGCACUGCCCUCAAGCUCCUUCAGUGAGUCUCGGUAACUGACAUGAAAGAGUUUAGAUUUUCAGAAUGGUGCUGUUUCAUGCCUGUCGUUGGUAAAGGGGCUUGUACUAAAAAAGGAUUUAGGCCAGUUGUCGAGUAUCAAUAAAAGUACCAUGUAA